AUGGCUAGAACUUCUUUGGAAGAGAUUCUGUUAAGCAGAUCUCAUAGCGAUGAAAGAACUAAAGAUUUACUAGCCACUAGAUAUUCUGUUUCAGGCGAUCAGAAACCGUUCUUGGUCCUUACUCCCACUAAAGGCAACAACAAAUUAUCUGGCAAGGCAUUGGUCGCUCCAGAAGCUGCUGGAAAAGAACACAAAAACAACGAAAAAAUAUACAAGAGCAAAAAGAGCCAAUUAACGAAUGCCAGAACUGCUCUUUCCGAUUACAUUUUAGAAUCUAAAAAUUGUCAGAAGAUAGUAAAGAGCAAGCUACGGAGUAAACAGUUCAAUUCUGUUGAUGAGCUUCCUAGUAGUUUGAUAGCAAAUGUCCCAAAAUAUGAGAAUUUCCUCGAACUUCACAGAAUAUGGAAAUUGUAUAUUACGGAUUUAAUAUAUGGAUCCAAUGCUAGUGUGUCUACAAGAGCAGAUAGACCAUCACGAGCCCAGGAGUUAGCUACGGCGACGAAACUGACAACAGCUGAUUUUCAUGGAUCUCUAUUAAAAGUUACAUCGUCUCAUAAUCCCACAUUAAUUGGUCUGAAAGGUAUUGUUAUUUGGGAAAGCAAGUCUUCUUUCGUCAUUGUUUGUGAAUCAAGUGGCUCAAACAUUGGUGGAUUACGUAUUCUAAAUAAGAAGGGAACGCGUUUUAGUACCACCGUAUACCAAGGGGAAUCAGAUACAACAGGAUACUCCUACGAAAUUCUAGGCUCACGGCUAAUCUACAGGACUGCUGAUAGAUCAAAUAGAAAAUUCAAAAGCCGAAGUAUAGAGGAUCUAUGA
Messenger RNA from Sugiyamaella lignohabitans, 816 nucleotides. It is a transcript of the gene POP4, whose product is annotated as Pop4p. The coding region runs from base 1 to 816 and encodes 271 amino acids. Gene Ontology annotation, biological process: rRNA processing; tRNA 5'-leader removal. The transcript has a single exon. Lineage: Eukaryota; Fungi; Ascomycota; Dipodascomycetes; Dipodascales; Trichomonascaceae. The record is from RefSeq and is a predicted model, not a curated record. Gene Ontology annotation, cellular component: ribonuclease P complex; ribonuclease MRP complex. Gene Ontology annotation, molecular function: ribonuclease P RNA binding.